Myripristis murdjan (pinecone soldierfish) is the source of this 677-nucleotide messenger RNA. RefSeq names its product enhancer of rudimentary homolog. The transcript is spliced from 4 exons. Lineage: Eukaryota; Metazoa; Chordata; Actinopteri; Holocentriformes; Holocentridae. The record is from RefSeq and is a predicted model, not a curated record. Bases 132 to 446 code for a protein of 104 amino acids.
AGUGGAUUAGAAGCACGGGGGGCUGUGGUUAGUUAUUCUUCCGGUGUCAAAGGUCAGCUCUUCGGUCCUAGAAGACGCAAGGGAGCUGGAAAACUGGGGAACUAAACCAUAACAGAUUCUCGAAAAAAAACAUGUCCCACACAAUCCUGCUGGUGCAGCCCACCAAGAGGCCAGAGGGAAGGACGUACGCUGACUAUGAAUCAGUCAAUGAGUGUAUGGAAGGUGUGUGUAAGAUGUAUGAGGAGCAUUUGAAGCGAAUGAACCCCAACAGUCCAUCAAUAACAUACGACAUCAGUCAGCUGUUUGACUUCAUCGACGACCUGGCCGACCUCAGCUGUUUGGUGUACCGUGCCGACACACAGACGUACCAGCCCUACAACAAGGACUGGAUCAAAGAGAAGAUCUACGUGCUGCUCCGCCGUCAAGCCCAGCAGGCAGGGAAAUGAAGCCGGUGCCAGAAGUCACUGUGGGUGGGAGGACAGAGGGUGAAACCGAGGUGGAUGAUGAGUGGAAAAGGGCUUGAGUGAUGUUAUGCAGCAGUCAUAUUUUCCUAUCUGUAAGUUGCUUUUGAAAAAAAAUCUUCUGUUUUUGUUUUGUUUUUUUUCCCCCUUUGAGGGGAUGUUUAUUUUGUAUUAACAUGUCCAAGUUGUUAAUAAAGAUUUGCUUUAAAUAAAAAC